AUGGUAGUCAAAGGAAAAGGUCGGUUUCCCGGUAGAAAGCCACCUAAGCGCCCAAACAAGCCUUCACCAACUCCACUCAUUGGUCGGAUCGCAUCAUUAACUCGGAUGCCCGCUAGAGAUCAGGCCCUCGAUUUGCUCCAUGAUCUUGCACGAAUGGCUGCCCCUAUAAUGAGUUGUUUCGGGUUCAAAGUGGGUGUGCUCUGCGAGAUGUUCCCUAAAAAUGGCCAACUACUUGGUCUUAAUGUUAAUUCCGGAUCCAAAAUUUGCAUAAGACUUAGGCCUCCUCAUAACAAAAAUUGGUUUCUCCCUAUGAACGAGUUGGUAGGUACCAUGCUUCACGAGUUGGCCCACAAUCAAUGUGGGCCCCACAACGAUAAAUUCUAUGAGAUUUUAGACAAAUUGAAGAAUAAAUACUAUGAGAUUCAAGCCAAAGGCUCCUAUCAAGCUACAGGUUACUUGAUGGAAAAUAAUAGAUUGGGUCGUGCUUCACUUUUAGGAAGCUCUUCCACUGUUAGAGAGGCCCGUCUCAAAAAACUCGGAAAGCCCAAAUAUGUGUCUAAAGUGACAAAACUUGGCACAUUAAGGACAACUAAAAAUAGUUCAAAGCCCAUCAGGCAACUUAUACUAGAGGCUACAGAGAGACGAGUAAAAGAUAACAAGACAUGUCCGUCUCAAAUGAAUCAGGACGAUAUAAACCAGGUGGUACCUCGGGACGAGGAACUCAACGUAGUUGAACUAGACGAAGAAGACGAUGACGAAAAGAAGGAUGGAAAUCCAGAUCUCAUUAUUAUAGACUAA
Messenger RNA from Brettanomyces nanus, 798 nucleotides. RefSeq lists its product as uncharacterized. Lineage: Eukaryota; Fungi; Ascomycota; Pichiomycetes; Pichiales; Pichiaceae. The record is from RefSeq and is a predicted model, not a curated record. The transcript has a single exon. The coding region runs from base 1 to 798 and encodes 265 amino acids.